Molecule: messenger RNA, 1607 nt
Organism: Schizophyllum commune H4-8
Lineage: Eukaryota; Fungi; Basidiomycota; Agaricomycetes; Agaricales; Schizophyllaceae
Exons: 5
Coding region: 334-1284 (316 amino acids)
Molecular function (GO): protein binding
Source: RefSeq, a predicted model, not a curated record
CGAGGGGCAGGCCUCUGCAGCCGACGACGGUGUCUGCAAGUGCACAUAGUGGCCGAUGAACAAUGAAAAGCUUAGGCCAAAGGAAGGAGGCCUCAUGCUAGAGAUCCAGUUACAUGACACCCGAAAUCACCACGUCCUCCCCGCUCAAGUUCAUCGGACAACAUCCUACGGCAUGAGGCAUACACGUGUGCACGGCUGGUAUCAGGGCAUGGCGGAAAAUAUAAGGGGUCCUGUUUGCGGUUUGUCUCCUCACACCACCAGCACCUCACGAUCCCCUCCCCUCCCCAUCCCCUCGUCUCCUCCCCUUCACGUUCGUCGCUGGAAGACGACAUCAUGUCCAACGAGAAAUUUGUAACGCUACGACGCUAUGACGAGUACUACCUUCCGGGAGGCGACCUCUACUUCCUGGUGGAUCGCAACCACUUCCGUGUACAUAGGUAUUUUUAUGAGCGCGAGUCCGAGUUCUUCCGCAAGAUCCUCGGUGCACCGUCCACCCCAGGCGCAGAGCGACUGGGGACGGCCGAGAACGCCCUCGUGAUCGACAACGUUUCUGCACGGGAUUUCGCCAAGUUCAACUGGGUGUUCUACAACCCCAAGUAUUCCAUCUACGAGGCGCCGGCGGAAGAUUGGCAGGCGAUCCUCGGGCUCGCACAUCGCUGGGGCUUCCGUGAAGUCCACGCGCUUGCUGUCCGCGAGCUCGAGAAGCUCGAGCUGCCGCACAUCGACCGCAUCGUCACCUACCAGCAGUACGAGGUCAACCGGCAGCUGCUCAUCCCGUCCUACGCUGCCCUUACGGAGCGCGAGGAGCCUCUCACGGUUGAGGAGGGUAUGCUCAUGGGCAUCGAGACUGCCAUGACCAUCGCCCGCGCCCGCGAGUUGACGCGCACCCGCACCGGCGUCUCUGGCACGCCGUCGAACGUCCACGGCCAGGACAUGCAGGACAUCAUCCAGAAGAUGUUCAACAUCGUCCUCGUUGACGACCCCAUCAACGACGUGCGCAUUGGUUUCAACAACAGCCUCUCAGGUACCACGGCCAAGAACAGCAUCCUCCCGGGCGACCCCACGCUCUCCACCAUCAACGGCAUGUCCAUCGACCCGACGACCAUCACCGCCGCCGCCUCCGAGACCGGUUCCACGUUCUCCGAGUCCGGCGACAUGGGCCCCGCGGUCAAGGGCUACGGCGGCGGCAUGUACGGCCGCUCCGAGAGCCCCACCGGCCUCCAGAAAGGCAUGGGCGCCUCCGGCCGUCGCAUCCCCACGUCGGGCCGCGGCCUCAACAAGUAGGCCCGCCGUGCGCUCGGGCUGGAGCAGCUUCACGGUGCCCACGACGCCUCCCGACGACCGCCACCACGAGCCUCACGACCGCGACGCUGACGAGAAGGAGGGUGGGCAUCAUGUGCCGAAGCCGAGACCGGCGGGGCCGGGGGCGGGUGUAUACGCUGUAGAUACACGUACUCGCGCCGUCGGCGGGCCCGCGAAUACAAGCGAUGUCUAUCCGGUUUCAACUGAAGGAGUGCGCCGACCCAGACAAGAGCAAGUUGUGAGGAGCCCGCCGCCGGGGGAGGUGCGCGAGCCUGCUGUCCCUGCUACCCGCGAGCCUGUCAUCC